AUAGCAAAAGUUUUUACCAUUUGCUUCAUGGGAUUUCUCAUGGCCUCCAAGUAUGUUAACAUCUUGCCAGCCAAUGGAAGGAAACUUUUAGACGGGUUGGUGUUUUCACUUUUGCUCCCAUGUUUGAUGUUCUCUCAACUUGGACAAGCCAUUACUUUUGAGAAACUGCUUCAGUGGUGGUUUAUCCCUGUAAACGUAGUCAUUGCCACCAUAUCUGGUUCUAUUAUAGGUUUAAUUGUUGCCACAAUUGUACGCCCACCAUACCCGUAUUUUAAGUUUACCAUUAUACAGAUUGGAAUUGGGAAUAUUGGAAAUGUACCUCUAGUCCUGAUUGCAGCAUUAUGUAGAGAUAAAGAAAAUCCUUUUGGUGACUACGAGAAAUGCUCUCGAGAUGGAAAUGCGUACAUCUCAUUUGGCCAGUGGGUUGGUGCAAUUGUCGUGUACACCUAUGUAUUUCAUAUGCUCGCACCUCCUCGUGAAGGUACCUUUGAUGUUCAAGAUGGAAAUAUUCACAUCAAGACUCCUAACAAAGAUAGCCAUCCAAUGGGUAGUUCCACAGAGAAAGUUCCAUUACUCACAACAGCUGGCCCAAGUUCUUCAACGGAAGAAAAGAGUAAAAGUUUCUUUAAACUUCUCUAUGAGAAACUGAAACUCAAGCAAAUCAUUCAACCCCCCAUUAUAGCUUCUAUCCUAGCUAUUAUCAUAGGCUGUGUGCCAGUCCUAAGGCGACUGAUAUUUACUUCUGAUGCUCCAUUUUACUUCUUCACUGACAGCUGUUUGAUUCUUGGGGACGCCAUGAUUCCCUGCAUAUUGUUGGCUUUAGGAGGCAACCUUGUUAAUGGACCAGGAACUGGAAGUGCAAAGCUUGGUCUAAAGACAACUGCUGCCAUUAUUUUUGGGCGGCUGCUAUUGGUUCCUCCAACUGGGCUUAGCAUAGUUAUGUUAGCUGAUAAGCUUGGCUUCCUCCCCCCUGAUGAUAAAAUGUUCAGAUUUGUUUUACUUCUUCAGCAUACUAUGCCCACAUCUGUACUUUCUGGUGCUGUUGCUAACUUGAGAGGAUGUGGGAAAGAGGCAGCUUCUAUCUUGUUCUGGGUUCAUAUCUUUGCUGUGUUCUCUAUGGCCGGAUGGAUCACCCUCUAUCUCAACAUACUCUUUUGAAUCAUAAACGAAGGAUUUUGAUGAAGAUAUUUUAUAUUCCUCUCCUAAGAUUCUUCCAGCUUCUACAAAGUUGCUGCUUUUAUGCCAUCAUUGUUAAUAGUUACUCGAGAAGAUGUAUUUAGUAUGUAGGAAGACCAGCUACGACUAUAAAUAAUUAUUGAUAGUGAAGAUAUUGAUCAUUAUUCGUUGUUUGCUGCUUCAUAUUCUAAAAGCAACUUGUGCCAA
Molecule: messenger RNA, 1383 nt
Organism: Nicotiana tabacum (common tobacco)
Lineage: Eukaryota; Viridiplantae; Streptophyta; Magnoliopsida; Solanales; Solanaceae
Source: RefSeq, a predicted model, not a curated record